Messenger RNA from Anoplopoma fimbria (sablefish), 1815 nucleotides. It is a transcript of the gene ccn4a, whose product is annotated as cellular communication network factor 4a. Bases 143 to 1228 code for a protein of 361 amino acids. The transcript has 5 exons. The record is from RefSeq and is a predicted model, not a curated record. NCBI's taxonomy places the organism in Eukaryota, Metazoa, Chordata, Actinopteri, Perciformes, Anoplopomatidae. Gene Ontology annotation, molecular function: heparin binding; integrin binding. Gene Ontology annotation, biological process: signal transduction; cell adhesion. Gene Ontology annotation, cellular component: extracellular matrix; extracellular region.
CAGAAGUAUGCGGGGCUCGUCCUCUCAGAGCUGACAGCGACGGGACGAGGAGGAUGUAGAUCACCUGCGGAGAGCGGCGCGUCGUGCGUUUAAAACGGGACUUAUUUUCAGGAGUCAAUGCAUUUGCAGUUCCUCACCAGUGAUGAGUUGGCUCCUGUUGUGGAUUCUAACUGCAGCCGGCAUUCAACAGGCCUACUCCCAGAAUUCCACUGCCAUGCCGCCUGCGACAGCCGUCACAUCCCCAGGUGCGGACUAUUACAACCGCACACAGUACUGCAAGUGGCCCUGCGAUUGCCCCAAAGUCCCCCCUACCUGUCCACCGGGCGUGAGCCUCCUCAUGGAUGGAUGUGACUGCUGCAAGGCCUGCGCCUGUCAGGUGGGCGAGGUGUGCAACGAGGCGGUCACAUGCGACUACCACAAGGGACUCUACUGUGACUACAGCUCGGACAAGCCUAGGUACGAAAAAGGAGUGUGUGCAUAUAUGGGGGGAACAGGCUGCGAGCAUGAUGGUGUGAUCUACCGUAGUGGGCAGAGCUUCAAGCCCAGCUGUAAAUACCAGUGUGUUUGUGUGAACGGUGCCAUUGGCUGUGUGGGGCUGUGCCUAGAGUCCCAGCCUCCACGGAUAUGGUGCCAAACCCCACGCCGGGUCAAAGUCAAGGGACAAUGCUGUGAGAAAUGGAUCUGUGAUGAACCCAAAAGAGGACGCAAGACGGCGCCACGACACGCAGUAGAGGUUUCCCCAGCUGAGACCAGGAGCUGGCACAAGAACUGCAUUCCCCAGACUACCUCAUGGAGCCCCUGCUCAAAGACCUGUGGACGUGGCCUGUCCCUGAGGAUCUCUAACGCCAACGAGGAGUGUGAGCUGGUCCAAGAGUCUCGCCUGUGCAACCUGCGGCCCUGUGAUGUCGACAUCACCAAACACAUCAAGCCGGGAAAGAAGUGUCUGAACAUAUACAGGGAAGAAUUGCCCAAAAACCUCACCAUCUCUGGCUGCACCAGCAGGAAGCAGUAUAGGCCCAAAUACUGCGGCGUCUGCACAGAUGAGCGCUGCUGCAUCCCCUACAAGUCCAAAACCAUCGACGUGGAGUUUGAGUGUCCUAACGGGUCGGGAUUCACCUGGAAGAUGCUGUGGGUCCAGGCCUGCUUCUGCAACCUCAGCUGCAAAAACCCCAACGACAUCUUUGCUGAGCUGGAGAGUUACUACAAUCAACCGGAAGUCAUGAACUAACAGGUGGCAAUCAUGCGCUCUGCUUGUGUGAGGUGCCUGACUUACUCCUGGCUUCUUUGUCUUACGUAAUGUUUUAUAUUUGUGAUGCCUAUGAUUAUGUAUAAGGGAUUAUUUUACGGUCUUUGUUUCCUAUUGGAAAAAUCUGUAAAUAUGAAAUAUAUAUGUGUCUCCAGAUUGGAUUCAUAAAGCAUGAUGUGCUUUUGAAGAAUAUUUGAAGCACUGCUUUGCUAAUGAAAAAAUAUUUAGCCAGUGAGUGUGUGAAAUAUUGAAGGCUUAAUUUAUUUAUGUAGCUUUAUGCAUAUGAAAUAACAUAUGUAAUGUUCUUGACGUGCUUUCAAGAACAUUCGACAUUGUCUUUAAACUCACAAGUCACUUAGACGAAAAAGCUUUACUCUAGAUAUCUUCCUUUAUAUUUCUUGAAAUUUACUUUAUAAGAAAUGUUAAAAAGACAGAAAGGGACUGAGAUGCCAAAGAAAAAGCCUUAUUUUAGGACAACAUUUCCAAAUAUUGAAUAAUGACAGAAUCAGGGAAGAUCGGUUACACGUUUUUUAUUAUCAUUUUUUUAAUAAAUACAAACUGUUAUGUCA